Molecule: messenger RNA, 1277 nt
Organism: Amaranthus tricolor (Joseph's coat)
Lineage: Eukaryota; Viridiplantae; Streptophyta; Magnoliopsida; Caryophyllales; Amaranthaceae
Product: syntaxin-123-like
Exons: 1
Coding region: 225-1142 (305 amino acids)
Biological process (GO): vesicle fusion; exocytosis; intracellular protein transport
Cellular component (GO): plasma membrane; endomembrane system; SNARE complex
Molecular function (GO): SNAP receptor activity; SNARE binding
Source: RefSeq, a predicted model, not a curated record
UCAUCUAAGUAACAUGACAUUAUUGGAUAAUUUAUGAUCAUAUUAUGUAUUGAGGGAGUCAAAUGGAUUAAUUGUAGAGGAAUAUCUCCAUGAUCCUUAGAUUCUACAAACACAACGAGCUCCCCAUUAAUACCUGAACUUUCCUUUCUUUAAGUCCUUCAGCAUUCCAAUUCCAAAACCAAAAAACGUACGAUCUAUCGAUCGAGUAAUAUAACACAAAGGCGAUGAACGACUUAUUUUCGAGCUCGUUUAAGAGGUAUGCAAACCUCAAGGACCAAGCACACCAUGAUGAUUUGGAAGCAGGGAAUAAUCAGACUACACCAAACCUCGACAAGUUCUUCGAAGAGGUGGAUGUUAUCAAGAAAAUCAUGGCCGAGGUAGAAAAGCUCUACAAAAGGCUCCAAGAAUCGAAUGAACAAUGCAAGGUUGCGACAAAUGCAAAGGCAGUAAAAGAAACACGAGCAUUAAUGGAUACCGAUGUGGAGCAAGUUUUGAAGCGAGCCAAGGUCAUUAAAACCAAGCUUGAAUCUCUCAACAAGUCGAAUGUGGCUCAUAGGAGGCUCCCAGGGUGUGGCCCAGGGUCUUCUGCUGAUCGCACACGUACAUCAGUAGUCAGUGGUUUAGGCCAGAAGCUUAAGGACGUCAUGGAUGGGUUCCAAAAACUAAGAGGAAAAAUGUCGGAUGAGUAUAAAGAAACUGUCGAAAGAAGGUAUUUCACAGUAACAGGGGAAAAGGCAGAUGAGGAAACUAUUGAGAAAUUGAUCUCGAGUGGAGAAAGCGAAUUGUUUUUACAAAAGGCGAUACAAGAACAAGGGCGAGGUCAGAUUAUGGAUACGGUGAAGGAGAUACAAGAAAGGCAUGACGCGAUUAAGGAAAUUGAGAGGAAUUUGCUGGAGUUACAUCAAGUUUUUUUGGAUAUGGCUGCACUUGUGGAAGCUCAAGGACAGCAGCUUAAUGAUAUAGCCAGCAAUGUGAAUAGGGCUCGUUCGUUCGUGAGCUUAGGUGUUAGUGAGCUUGUAACUGCCAAGGAUCACCAGAAGAAUACUCGAAAAUGGACUUGUAUUGCCCUGAUUCUUGCAAUUGUUCUUGUUAUUGUAAUUGUGUUUCCCAUCUUGUAUACAACUCUUAUAGUGCCCCAUUAGUCGCAUUUUGUUUAUCAAGCUUGAGUAGGAGAUCAUUUUUGAGGUUUCUUUCAAAUAUUCAAGUGAAUCCUUUUUACUUGAGAGUAUUAGGAUGUGAUUCUUUUUUUCACUAGUUUUGUGAUGUAUCUUACAAUG